UCCAACUCCAAAUCAUAUUUUCCAAUCACAGUCAGCUUCUUCCUUCCCAACCCAACCUUGAUUUUUCCUUUUUUUUUUUUUUUUUUUUUACAAAAUAAUGCCUCUCGAAACAAGCAUGCCUGACCAGUCCACUGGUGAAGGAGAUAAACACAGGCACCUUGACAAAGAAAUCAAAGACAUGGUCUCUGCCCUAACUCACCGCAUAUCUGGUAUUCACAAACCCGGAUCAAGCCACCAUGAAGAUGAUGAUGAUGAGCAUGGUGUGAGAAUUAUCACAAUUUCUGGAAACAAUGCUGGAGCUACAAUGCGAAGUGAGUUGGAUGAGAAAUCCAGUCCCCAUGGAAUUCCACCUGGCGAGUCUGAUGCAUUGAGUACCUAUGUGAACAGCAAUUUCCAAGCUGUGAACAAUUCAAUCAUGCUCGGCAGCAGCUACAACACCAAUGAUCCAGGUGUCCAUUUGGACGUCUCGGAUGCUUUUGAAGAUGAGGGCAAGAAGCCAGCAGAUAAGCCCAGGAGGAGGGGAAAGAAAAAAGAGAAGGAUUCCUCCAAUAGUGAACAUUCCGAUUAAGUUAAUGAACAAGAAAUUGCAGCUAAAAAUAACAUGGUGCAAAAGUGCUGAAGAGAAGUCUUUGUCUAAGUCGAUAUACUUGCAUAAAAUAAAUCUUUGUAUUGCUUUACUAUAUCCAGGAUCAUGUUUGCACGACAGCCAUAAAAAAUUAAGGGAAUCAAAGUAUUCCUAUAGCAUUAUUAUCUUUGAUAUAGAUAUGGUUCGGUUUUUUCAGCAUGAUUGUUAGCCAUGCUCUAGGGUGUCAA
Messenger RNA from Durio zibethinus, 813 nucleotides. RefSeq lists its product as uncharacterized. NCBI's taxonomy places the organism in Eukaryota, Viridiplantae, Streptophyta, Magnoliopsida, Malvales, Malvaceae. The record is from RefSeq and is a predicted model, not a curated record.